ACAAUUUUCACAUCGUUUAUGUGGAUUUUGACACCUACUUGCUCCGCCCCGUGGAACGUAUGUUGCGCCAAAAAGCGGAUGAGAUGGGGGUAGAUCUGCUAGUGGGUGGCUCCAUACUAGACGACUGCAUUAACAAUGGCUUUUGGUGGAUGCGACCGACCGAAGUGAUGAAACAGUGGUUCCUCAAAUUCGCGGCCUACGUAUAUCGGCAUCCAGAAGGCUGUCAUCAAAAGUUGAUGAGUGCUCUGCUGGGCGAGAAUAAACCCUAUAAGAGAAAGCCUGAGCGGUGGACGUUGCCGUUUUUAGAAAGUCGAAGUGUCUUCCAAUUCUUUCGCUACUUUGAAAAUGAAGAACUUCAUAUUGGAGAUGAAAUGAACGGUCGUAAAGAUAAUGAUAACGGUAAGCAGCUGAUAGCCGAGGCAGGACAGGAAGACUCUCCUCCAGGUUUCGAAUUGCUACGUUCUAUGACAAAAUUCAUGCAAAAAGAUGCAGAAGCAUCAGGCCAUGGUGUCAUUCCACCGUGGGCCCCUCUUGACCCGGAAAAAAUAUGGGGCCAUGCAUUCCACUUUGACGAGCGAGUUGGAGUUGAGAGUAGCUUGUAUGCAUUCCACUUUGAGGCUGGCGGAUGGGUGGAGAAUACUGAACUGGUCAAGAACAACGACAAGUUCCGAGAGGAGCUGCUUGAUCAAUCGAGCGCAGCAACAGAAGGCGAGAACGGAGGGGCACCAAAUGGCGCGCCCGUGGCCGAGACUGAGACGCAGCUGCCUGGUGGCAAUAUAAAAUCAGGAGAAGAGUUUGAGUUUUUCUAUGGACCGACAGGGCCACCACACGCAGCCACCAUUCAGCGAUUCCUGCGAACGCGUCGUAUUCCUGGGCUGCCGAAAAAGCUCAAAGUUUGCAACCAAAGUGGACGCUUCGCCUACAGUGAAGAAGAGGAUUCUGCUGCGGGAACAGCAGGAGGAGGGGGCACUUCCUCCGUUGAUGCUUCUGAGGGUUCCACCAAGGAUCCUGGUCGAACCGGUUUAUGAAAUGAAGCGAGAGCGCUGUAGGGCUCAAGCCGAUUUCCAAGGUUUCCUUUUAGCAGAAGGCCUUUUUCUUUUUAGGGGGAUUAUACAAUUAUCCGUGCUCAAAGCAGAACGCAUGCAGAGUGGAUUUCAGAUACUUAUAUUUAUAUGUUCCAGGGGCCAAGGCUCCCCCCCGAUCUAAAUUUUUGAGGGGGCGCCUCCCGCCCCGGACCCUUUUUCCCGAGGGACUGCCGGGCGGGAAGGCCUCCAAACGCCCACCGCCGACCCCUUCCCGCUUCUUGCCUGGACCCUACAGAGCCCCCAUCCCUGAGGCCGUUGAAGUACCAAAGGCCGGGGGUGCAAGGCUCCCGAAGGUGACAAGGCGGGGCCCCCCUUGGCUCGUUGCCCGUCCCCUACAGGCCGUGUGGGUUCCUCGCUGGGGGAGUUUCUUGGGAGGUGGAAGGCCUUCGGGGGCAGCAGGUGGCAAGGCUUGACCCCUUUCGCCGUGCUGCAUGUAUCUGACAGAACCCAGGCGGGCACGCCUUGCCCCCGCUCCUCCUCGCCUUUGGUCCUCGGCCCCCCGGGUGUUUGGUGGUGGCGGACGCUGCCACUUGUUGGGGGGAUGGGGGCCAAAGGGGCCAAGCUCGCGACCGUGGCCGCCUUCGGCGGCCUUCUUCCCCCGGAGGCCGUCCCCCUGAUAGGGUCCAAAAGUGGGGACGCCUUUGGGGUACACGCGGAGAGCCGCCAGGAGCCUCCGGCCCCGCUCUUUGAGGCCUCCGCCCCCGCGCCGUAUCCACCUGGGGAGAGUGACGCGCGUGGGGGGGUAUUAGCGUGACGCGUGACGGCGUGACGCGCUGAGGAGCGUGACGCGCGUGGGAGUAUUUAGUAGCGAGGCGCGUGGGCGGUGAGGGUGUGACGCGUGCGCAUGAUCUAGAGUGGUCCAACCUAUGCGGAGGCGCUAGCAAAAGACUGCUGCUGUAGGCCACCGACCUGGUGCCCCCGCUUGCUUUUCAUUCGGUGGACCCCGGUAGAGCUAGCUAACUGGCUAGCGACUGCACUGAGGGAGCGAGCGACCGCCGCGCGCGUCUUGCCAAGCCCCGCCCAUUUGCUGCGCCGAGCGAGCGAGAGACCGCCGCGCGCGUCACGCCAAGCCCCGCCCAUAUGCUGCGCCAUCCUUAGUGCCUCGCCACGCACGGCUCCCGCGGUAUCUUGAGCAAUUUCCUCCAGACAUUCGGCAGGGCUGUCUCUGUAAGCCACUACAGCCGACCACCAGCGCGCCCGCGCUACUUAGUGGCCUACAGAGUGGCCUACUCCCACAGGCACAGACGACCACGGGCAACUCGACUAAGCACGGCGACCCACUUGGGAUGGCUGGCCCGCUCUCGAUUCCUGACCCGAGCCCGCACUAGAUGGCUGACCAAUCCCCAAGCUUCAUAGCUGGCCCUAGCCCACUCGAGAUAGCUGACCAACGCGCAGCAUGGAUACCUGACGCAUGCCCACCCACACCAAAGCAAGAUAGCUGACCCACGACACAGCCGGGGCCAUUGCGUUCAACACCGCAAGCCGCCUGCUGUGCGUGGCUCUCUGGUUGUUCGCUAGGAGUCGAGGGACCGACUUGCCUCAGACCAUAAGGCCGCCCGCGGAUUUGUCUCAGAACAUAAGGCCGCGCGCGGGUCGGCUUGUCUCAGAUCUCAAGAUCGCCCCCGGAUUUGUCUCAGAUGGUAAGGCCGUCCGCGGAUGUGUCUCAGAUCAUAAGGCCGCCCACGGAUUUGCCUCAGAUCGUAAGGCCCUCCCCGGAUUUGUCUCAGAUCGUGAGGCCGUCCGCGGACUUGUCUCAGAUCAUAAGGCCGCCCACCUGUCCGCGGAUCGAUUUGCGUCAGGUCAUAAGGUCGCUCCCGGAUUUGUGUCAGGUCAUAAGGCUGCCCACGGGUCGGCUAGUCUCAGAUCAUAAGAUCGCCCCCGGAUUUGUCUCAGAUAGUAAGGCCGCUCGCGGAUUUGUCUCAGAUGGUAGGGCCGUCCGUGGAUUUGUCUCAGAUCGUAAGGCCGCCCACGGAUUUGCCUUAGAUCCUCAGGCCGUCCCCGGAUUUGUCUCAGAUCGUGGGGCCGUCUGCGGAUUUGUCUCAGAUCGUAAGGCCGUCCACUUGUCCGCGGAUCGAUUUGCGUCAGAUCAUAAUGUCGCCCCCGGAUUUGUCUCAGAUCCUAAGGCCGUCCACGGAUUUGCCUCAGAUCAUGAGGCCGCCCACGGAUUUGCUUCAGAUCAUCAGGCCGCCCAUGGAUUAGAUUUGUCUCAGAUCAUAAGGCCGCCCACGGAUUAGAUUUGUCUCAGAUCAUAAACUCGCCCACGGACUUGCCCCAGGUCCUAAGCUCGCCCACGGAUUUGCGUCAGGUCAUAAGGCCGCCCGCGGAUUUGUCUCAGAUCAUAAGGCCGCUCGCGGAUUUGCCUCAGAUCAUGAGGCCGCCCCUGGGCAGCUCCGUCGCGCUCAGUUAUAAAGCGCGACGUGUCACGCAUAGGAGCAAGCAAGUCCUCCCCCCUAUAAUAGAAGGGGAAGGUGAGACUGUUAGUCAUAGUUCGGGUCUGCGGUCUGUACGGCGCUCGCCAGGUCUUACGGGGAGUCCUCCACCCCUCGAACAUCUAUACGCUUUCAGGUUUUCAGCGCACUACUGGCGUGCGCAAAUAUGUUGAAGGAGAACCAAUGAGUUUCAGACCGUGGCCAUUCGAAUCUCAUUCAGAGUAACACUGCUGUUAUGAUAUUUCUUUGUUCCACUACGUUUUUGCGGGCCCUAUUAUGUCACCAGCGACCGAACCAAACACGCGAGACACUUGAAGUAGAGCGUCAAAUCGUGUGACGCGCAAUGGCAAUCCGC
Amoebophrya sp. A25 is the source of this 3869-nucleotide messenger RNA. Lineage: Eukaryota; Dinophyceae; Syndiniales; Amoebophryaceae. The record is from the annotation of a GenBank genome assembly.